Thecamonas trahens ATCC 50062 is the source of this 1563-nucleotide messenger RNA. RefSeq lists its product as uncharacterized. NCBI's taxonomy places the organism in Eukaryota, Apusomonadida, Apusomonadidae. Bases 173 to 1402 code for a protein of 409 amino acids. The record is from RefSeq and is a predicted model, not a curated record. The transcript has a single exon.
ACGCCAUCAACCUCGAGUCUUGCUCUGCUUCGCAAGAGUCAUAGUCAGCAAGGAGGUGCGGGAGCAGCCGUGACUAGAGCCGAGAGCGAGAGCGAGAGUGAGAGUGAGAGCGAGAGCGAGAGCGAGAGCGAGAGCGAGAGCGAGGUGGCAGGCGGAGGUCUGAGCGGACGUAAUGGCGACGGCAGCUGGUCGCUCGAGCAACAGCCAAAGGUGGACACGUGGGACAGGAAGGAGCGAUCGGACAGGGGCUGGGGCUGGGGCUGGGACUGGGGCUGGGACUGGAGCUGGAGCUGGAGCUGGGGUUGGGGCUGGAGCUGGACGCGCACGGCAGCGGAGCCACUUUACCUCCACCGACCGAUCACAAUGGCAGCGCCAGCCGCGUAAGUGGUCCGAGUUCUCGUCGGCGGCCUCGUUUCUGUUCAAGGGCUUUACCCGUGGUGUUGCGCUUGAGUUUUGGACUCCACUGGGGCUGUGGUUGCGGCAUGGCGAGGCCGAUGGGAGUGAUGCAGGAGGUGGCGCCUCCGGUGAGGCGAGAGGAGCGGGCGGCUCGUCGGGCGGCAAGGGCGACGGACAGUGGGUGCUGGCGGGGCUGACCCGCUUCGCCUCGGCGUCACGCAGCGCAUCUGGAGUGAGCUACGCACUGGAUGGCUCGCGAAUCUACUACGACUCUUGGCUGCGAGUGAUGAACAAGGAGCUUGGACUCUACGCCAUGGCGCGGAUGGGCUCGGCCGCGACCGACGACGUCAAGAUGAGCGUGAAGCGGGUGGUGAGCGAGCCAUGGGGCGUGGCCGAGACGAGUGUUUCAGCGCAAGUGGUAUUUUACCUCCACCGGCGGCUCUCGUCCAAGGGCCACCGCAUCCGGCGAGUCUCGCGGCACUCGGUCAAAGUGGUGGCCGAGACCGCGGUGCCGUGGUUCCGGGACGGGGCGCACGGGACGGCGCUGGCGAUCCUCUCUCGGCGUGGGCCCGAGGUUGGCGCCGACAUUGUGUUGCCACUCUCGGCAGCGGCGUGCGUUGGCGCCUCGGUCGGUUACUCGCUGAGCAAGCGGGCGGUCAAGUGGGUCGACGUUAAGAUGGAGGUGAUGGACGACGACGCGGUGGUUACGCUCUACUCGCAGGCCAAGGGCUCGAAGAUUGGGGUGACGCUCGCACAGUGGCCCGGCCGCAACACGGUGCUGGCCAUCGAUAUGGCACUGGCCAACUCGCGGCUGCUGGCGCGGUACGCCAUGGCGUAUCGGGUCUCGCAGUCGUCGAUUGUGCGAGUCCGCCUCGACGGCGACUCACUCGCGCUCUCGCUGCUGUAUGGCUCGGGGGCGUUUUCGUUUGCUUGCGUCCUCACCUACGGCGGCGAGAACGGUAAUUUGGCACUCGGUCUUGGUCUCCAACUCGACGACAUGUGCUAGUGCACGGCAGUCUCAAGGGCGGCACGGAGGGCGGCACGGGCACUAGCGUGCGAGCUGUGGCCGGCCGGCGGGGCGAGCGAGUCCCACAGCGCACACUGGCGCUCUUCGUAGUUGUGGCCAAGUUGCGAGUUUGCGGCGAUAAAGUAGACUGGGCGCGAGGA